GUUGCUAAGAGACGCGUUGUGGCCAUGUUUCUGAGGAACUAGGAAGAGACUAUUUAGAUGCAUAAACAGCUAAAAACAGAAAGUAGAUCUUAUUUAGCAUCAUUAAUGAAACAAGAGAGUUUACUUACAGUGUCUGGAAGUUAUCCACUGUAAUGGUGAAGUUAAGGGCGAGAUGUCUGCUUGUCGGAGAUGCUGCAGUGGGGAAAAGUGCCCUUUCCCAUAUGUUCCACAGUGAUGGUACUCUCUUCCAGAAGAACUACAGCAUGACAACAGGAGUGGAGCUGAUAAUGAAAUGUAUGAACAUCCCAGAGACCAAUGACAGUGUGGAGCUCUACAUCAUAGACUCUGCAGGGAAGCAGACAUUAGUGGAAGCCUGCGAAAAAAUGUGGGGUGAGCUGUCGUUGCUGUGCCUGGUUUUUGACCUGACCAGUGAGCAGUCUUUUGGCAAUUGCAGCCACUGGAUGGAGAGAGUCCGUGCUCACUGCCAGGGUCUCCACAUUCCAGGUGUCCUGGUGGGCAACAAGUCAGACCUGUCUGCUAGAAGGGAGGUCCAGGCAUCUGUGGCCCAGGAAUGGGCCCAAAGCCAGGGGUUGGAAUACCACGAGACAUCAGCUAAGGAGAUGGAGAACUGUGAUGUGCCGCUCCUCAGUUUAGCCCGGGCCUUCCACUCUCUCUACCAAGAACGUCGUGAAACCAUCCAGAACCUGAGUCCAGGCUAGACCCCAGUCACACACACACCUUGACUUUUCACUCAUAGGAUAAUAGACACAGGAUUUCCAUUCACGUAAUUUAAUAAGCUUUAUGGAUAAUGCAUGUGAGGAUUUGAGGCGAUUCAAAGAAAGCCUGUGUUCUUUUGUACCAUCCGCACUGCAGGCCCAGCAGAGAAUAGCUUGUUCAGAUUGAAUGACAUUUUGAUGUGACCAUGAAUAAAGUUGUUUUUCUCCGAUAA
Molecule: messenger RNA, 949 nt
Organism: Siniperca chuatsi (mandarin fish)
Lineage: Eukaryota; Metazoa; Chordata; Actinopteri; Centrarchiformes; Sinipercidae
Gene: ift27
Product: intraflagellar transport 27 homolog (Chlamydomonas)
Exons: 7
Coding region: 153-719 (188 amino acids)
Cellular component (GO): Golgi apparatus
Molecular function (GO): GTPase activity; GTP binding
Source: RefSeq, a predicted model, not a curated record